Meloidogyne enterolobii is the source of this 771-nucleotide messenger RNA. The record is from the annotation of a GenBank genome assembly. Lineage: Eukaryota; Metazoa; Nematoda; Chromadorea; Rhabditida; Meloidogynidae.
UUAUUCAACGCAAAACCCCGACCCGAAAAAAAAAUUUUGAAAGACCGAACCCCGACUUUUUUCUCCAUCCCUGCUCCAAACUCUAAUUAUGAUCUUCUUUCUAUUUAUCUCGUCUUUCUAUAUCCCCUUAUUUAUUUUCUUAUUCCUUUUUAUUUUUUAAAGAUCCCCAAUGUUCUUAAUAUUAACAAAACCAGCCGUGUUUUUAAACUAAACUAAAUACACUAUAAUCUCGCCUCUUGCUAUCAACCCUUCACGUUAUUUUUCACUCUCACUUUUACUCAUUUCCCAAAAAAAAAUAUUUUUAAAAAAUAAAAAAUGGUUGUUGUGCCAAGCCCUUCCUCUGCAGCAAUAAUCCAUUCAGAACCCCCUAGGCAAUAUCCGAUUAUUCGUACUCGCUCCCUCGGAGAUGUUUAUCAUUCAAAUAAUUUGUAUAAUCAGUCACAAUUUGCUGCUACAACAAUACCUAUCGGAAUGGCUUCUAAACCAAUAAAUAUUCACAACCCUUAUUGGACAUACCAAGCAUAUUGGCCUUAUCGUUAUUUUCGCAAUUACAGAAAUUAUGAAAAUUAUAUAACCGAUUCAUUUUAUUGGCACUAUCCUUUCCGCCUAUGGAAUUCUUACAGAGGGAAUUGGUAUCAUUACGACUCUCCCUAUUUUUAUCGUAGAUAUCAUGAUUAUUACAAUGUUUAUUACAAUUCUGAAUUGAUGUCUUAUGGCAAUCGCUCAAAGCUGAUAGAAAAUCUCUUCCAAGAGACACCAAUAACUCAAUAA